UUCUCCUCCGGACAGCCAUGAUCAUCCACAGGAUCCUCCUCGUAGCCCUGGUGGCCUCCUCGGCAACAUGGGCUCACCCGCAGCGCCAGCGUCAGUCCCCGCUCUCGAUGGGCAUGCGCUUCUUGGGCAACAUUCGCGAUGGCGUCACCAAGACCUUCCAGGGAAUCUUCGGCGGCGGAAAUACCCGGCAGACUAAGGAGCAAAUCCAGGGCCGUCCCUUCCAGCAGCAGCUCGCACCACGACCCCCCUCCGGCCCCGUGCAGCCCCUCGGCGCCCACGAGGCCGUCCUUCACUCGGGCUCCCACACCACGGCCCCCCCGUCCUCAUUCUUCACCGUUUUGCACGAGGCUCCGGAAGCCUCAACCGCGUUCCCAGACAUCAGGGGCUUCACGGACGAAAGUUUCAAGCCCAGCACCUUCUUCAAUGGCAACACUCCCUUCCAAGGCACGGUCGAGGAAGAGGAACUGCCCCUUGUUGUUAACGAGGUAGUGGUAAGUCGGCCAGAGACCAACGUUUUUGCACGACCCCCGUCUUUCCUGGUCACCCACGACCCACAGGCAGACAAGCAUAUCCCUCCUUCCCAUAACUCUCAGACUUCCAGUUUCUCCUCCUUCGGAAAGUCCCCCCUGGACACCCCGAUCCCUUUCGGUAAUUCAGCAACUUUUAGCCUAGGGAAGCUCAGGGAUAGUUCCUCUGAUUCCCCUUUUCCCUUCCGUGAUGCUGAGAAGAGCAAGGAGCCUUCCUCCUUUACCUCCGGCCAGGAACCAAGACCCAGUCCUUUCGUCCAGCGUCUGAAACCCAGCGUAGGCUCUCCCGCCCGCAUUGAGCCCACCCCACGCCCAUUUGUUCACCACCCACACCCAACUACCCGUCAGUUCAUCCAGCAAACACAGCCUACAUCACGGCCACACUCCUCUCUGAAGCCGAAGCCUUCCAGCACGUUCUUCAAGGCAAGCAGCCCAUUCAAGCCUUCGGACGAAAUCACGAAGGCUCCCAAGCAGUCCUUCGCCUCUUCGGUCCCCGCCGUGCCCUCCACAGCGCCCAUCAGGCCCCAAGCCCCCUCCCCCUCCCCCACGCUCUUCCGCCAUACGCCCUCCGAUGUGACUCGCCACGCCCCUCUCGCCCCUCCCGUCAGCGAGGUGAGGCCUCAGCGGGAGGCCUUCAAGAAGCCGGUGCGACCCGCCAAGGUCGGCGGCGGCCACAUCAACACCGGCACGAAGAUGACUGUCGUCAGUACCCUGAACGAAGAUGGCACGCAGGCCACACAAGUCAAGGGCUACGAGUUCGGAUACGGCGUGCUGGACGGCAGCACCGGGAAUCAGUUCUACCACGCGGAGAAGCGCGAGGAAGGACUGACGAAGGGAUCCUACAAGAUCCAGCUUCCCGACGGUCGUGUCCAGACCGUCACCUACGUGGCGGAUGGCAACGGCUUUCACCCCAAGAUCACGUACGAGGGCGAGGCGCAGUACCCCAACGCCAAACCCAAAGACGCUGCUUAAAGAUUAUUUAUGAACUGUAGAUCGUAACGACCAGACCCAUUCUUGUGACCUGCAUGAUGCGCGGACGAAAAUUUCGGCCAAAACGAAAGAGAAAAUGAACAGAAUAAUGACGGCAACCAAUAGAAAUCAUCAGACAUAACCUGCUUGGUGCGCUAAACUGUCAGUCAGACCAACUGAAUCUGCUGCACUUAGUAUUGGCUUGAAUCACGCAUGAAUCACGCCACCGUAGAACUUGUGCAUGUCCUGAAACACCGCUAAGGCUGCUGAGACCCCUGCAUCCUCGCAGGCAUUAAAAGCAUGACAGAGCAACAUCCUCUGGCAUUUGUUGUUUUUCUUUAAAUUGUGUACAUAAUCGUUGUUCCUUUUUAUGUCCUCUCGCAGGCGAUUGGACUAAUUAUUGUAUGUUUUUUAUAAUAAAAUUGAUCUUCAAA
Molecule: messenger RNA, 1930 nt
Organism: Penaeus indicus
Lineage: Eukaryota; Metazoa; Arthropoda; Malacostraca; Decapoda; Penaeidae
Product: proteoglycan 4-like
Exons: 3
Coding region: 18-1499 (493 amino acids)
Cellular component (GO): extracellular matrix
Source: RefSeq, a predicted model, not a curated record